Molecule: messenger RNA, 1890 nt
Organism: Frankliniella occidentalis (western flower thrips)
Lineage: Eukaryota; Metazoa; Arthropoda; Insecta; Thysanoptera; Thripidae
Exons: 8
Coding region: 249-1835 (528 amino acids)
Source: RefSeq, a predicted model, not a curated record
UAACAAUCAAAAGUUGCUUGCACUGACAGCAUCUGGUGUAACCGUCCCGCCACCGCGAGUGCCAAGCAUGGACGGACAAGCUGAAGAAGGAAAUCAGCAGAUGAUCAGACAGUGACGGUGGAAGAAGACACGGCAGCUUCUUUGUAUCCCACUUGCCAGGCAUAAGGCACGAAGUGUUUUGGAAACUGCGACUUAGACACUGUUUAUAUUUUCGAAAGGUGUGGUGUGGUGCAAAUCGGAGACAAGUCAUGUAUGACGGACCAUCCUACGACCACUCGGCACCUAGAGGUGCGAGCCAACCUGCUCGGCCAAAGAUGUCAGUAAACUAUCCCCCAAAUGAAAACUACCCUAACCUCAUGUAUGGUCAAAUGACCCAGCCAGCAGCCGGGCCCGGGCGGACGUAUUACAGUUCUGAAAUGCAAACUAUGCAAACCGACCGGAGGCCGUUACAGCAAAUCGAAAAUCCAUCUCUUAUCGGGAACGUCGCCCAGAGACACCAACAGAAAGUGGCCCAAACUUUACAUGGCUACUCUCAGCCGCAAAUGUGCCAACCGCUGGAGAGACAACUGUCAGGCGAACGGCCCUACAGUCAGGUCCUUAGCCCCAGCGAGUCCAUGGGGUAUCAGCAGCACGGUACAGGGUACUACGGUGGCCCCUCGAGCUACCCGAUGGACGUCUACUCGCAAGAGUCGCGUCCGCACUCACAAGCGUCCUAUGGGAGCGGGUCGGUUAUGCCCGUCAUGGACAGCCAGCGCCGGGGGUACGCUCCCGAGGUGGGGCACCCCGUCAUGUACUGCGAACAGCCGCCGGCCGCGUACUCCAACUUCACGCCCUCGUUCACCAGCUCUCCCACCAACUUGACGCCACCAGUGCAACGAUCUUAUGAUCGUCAGAACUCUUUCCGCGUGGAGCCCGUAUCAGUCGCAGUCGCUGAACAUCAGAGAGGUCCCCCUCAGACGCAACCACCAGCGUAUCAACAUCAACCUCCACCGGGUCAAGGGCCGCCAGGGCAGUGGGCGAGACCCACGGGUUUGGUUACUUUCGCCCAGCCCACCCCCACCACCCCUGUUCCACCACAAUGGCCGACGCCGAGCCGCUCUCCAGCACCGCACACCAGCUCUACCGGCCUCUCCGCCAACGCCAAGCCGUCGACGCCGUGCCCCAGCCCGCGGACUACAACGCCCGCCCUAGCCAAGGGAGCCCUCGCGACCGGCUCCUCAACCCCCUCGACCUCGGUGACCUCGGGUGGGUCGGAGCGAGGGGGGUUCCGCAGCAGGCAGGUGGCGGCCCCCGAGCGAGGGAUCCGCGUCCUCACCGGCAUGGUGGACAACAUCCUGACCUGGGGGAAGAAACUAGACGAGGGGGCUCGUUCUGAAAUACUUUUCGAGAUCGUAGGUUGCUUGGACUCGGUAGUGACCGGUCAGUGGCACAGCUCGCGCCUGGUCUGCCUCCGCAGCCUGGAAACCGCCAACACGCUGACGGCGGUCUUCUGGGAGAUCGACGCCCCUCUCUUCCCUCCGCCCAACGGAUCACUCGUCGCGUGCAUAUGCCGCCUUGGGGUCAAGUGGCCGCAGAAGCUGCCGGCGUCCCGUCGGAUGCCCCGCAUGCACAUGAUCAAGAUGAAGAUCGUGAGCCCGGGCCAGGUGGCCAACUACAAGCGCCUGGCCUACGUCAGCAGCCAGUCGGUGCAGCACGGCGCGCUCUCCCCCGCCCCGACGGACGCCGACAAGCAGCCCGCAGGCUCGACAUCGCCAGCGCCCCUCAAGCAGACCCUCAUCAGCUCCUACGGGGGCCAGCGCAAGCCCGGCACCUCGCCAAGCCCCCAGCAGCGCUAGUCCUGGGGCUGCUCUCAGCUCCACGGCCUCGCGUCGUGCGACAUGUGCGAGUGCU